AUGGCUGUCCUUAGGGGUCGCACAGGCAACCCGGACGCCCCUCAACAGCACAGCCAACCGUCACGAAAGGGCAAGAAGGCAUGGAGGAAGAACGUCGACGUGACCGAGGUGAAAAAGGGACUCGAGGACCUAAACGACGAGAUCAUUCAAGGCGGCGUCGUCGCCGAGAAGGACUCCAGCGAGCUCUUCGUCCUCGAUACCGGCGGUGACUCCCGCAACACCAAGAGAGUCCCCAAAGUCAAGGGUCUCAAGGCCGACGAAAUCAUCGCCGCCCGGUCUGUGAUCCCGGCCGUUUCCAGCAAGAAGAGACCCGCCGACAAGACCACCGAUGGCAUAUUACCUGUCAAACGCCAGCGCACAAACUAUGUCACCCACAAGGAGCUCACUCGGAUCAAGAAGGUGGCCGACGGACACCAUGAAUCGACGGUGGAUGUCGUUGACGCCAGUUACGACCCUUGGGCCGUGGGUACAAACCCCGCCUCGAGCUCUGUGGCGUAUCAGGAGGAGAAAGAAUGGCUGCCAGAGCCGACAAGGCCUAAAGCCCCGUCCACGUUGGCGAAGAAGCCCAUAUCCCUCUCCGCCAGCGGAAAGAAUGUGCCCGCAAUUGCCAAGCCGGCUGGUGGGUUCAGCUACAAUCCCGCCGUGACGGACUAUGUCAACAGGCUAGAGCUAGAAGGCGAGAAGGCUCUCGAGGCUGAGCGCAAGCGCUUGGAGGAGCUCGAGGCGGACCGCAAGCGACAGGAGGCCGCUGCCCGCUCCGCCGCCGAAGCAGAGGCAGCAGAGGCGCGCGCCGAGCUGUCGGAGUGGGACGAGGACUCGGCAUGGGAGGGUAUCGAAAGCGACGCCGAAGGCGUGAUCACAAAACGGCCGAAGCGGAAGACCCCAGCUCAGAGGAACAAGGCUAAGAGGAGGAAGCUCUCAGAGGGUCUCAAGAAGCACCAGGCAGCGGCGAAGAGGAAGGAGGAGCAGGCCAAGCAUAUCAAGGAGAUCGCCGAGGCUGUGGAGGAGAAGCAGCGGCAGCUAGCUCUGUCCAAGGUCGAGAUGAGUGAGGAUGAGAGCGAGGGCGAUGAUAUCGAGCUACGCAGGAGACAGCUGGGCAAGUUCAAGCUUCCUGAGAAGGACCUUGAGCUGGUGCUACCGGACGAGCUUCAGGACUCAUUGAGGCUGUUGAAACCCGAGGGCAAUCUGCUCAAGGACCGGUACAGGAGUCUACUGGUGAGAGGGCGGCUGGAGGCCAGGAGAAAGAUUCCCUUCCGGAAGCAGGCCAAGGUCAAGUUCACCGAGAAGUGGGGACACAAGGACUUCGAUAUUUCCAGGCUCUAG
This is a messenger RNA of Diaporthe amygdali, 1323 nucleotides long. RefSeq lists its product as uncharacterized. The transcript has a single exon. Gene Ontology annotation, molecular function: 5S rRNA binding. The coding region runs from base 1 to 1323 and encodes 440 amino acids. Gene Ontology annotation, biological process: ribosomal large subunit assembly; rRNA processing. The record is from RefSeq and is a predicted model, not a curated record. Gene Ontology annotation, cellular component: nucleolus. NCBI's taxonomy places the organism in Eukaryota, Fungi, Ascomycota, Sordariomycetes, Diaporthales, Diaporthaceae.